Molecule: messenger RNA, 7736 nt
Organism: Toxorhynchites rutilus septentrionalis
Lineage: Eukaryota; Metazoa; Arthropoda; Insecta; Diptera; Culicidae
Product: eukaryotic translation initiation factor 4 gamma 3-like
Exons: 2
Coding region: 1487-7570 (2027 amino acids)
Molecular function (GO): protein binding; translation initiation factor activity; RNA binding
Source: RefSeq, a predicted model, not a curated record
AUGGAAUGCUUACAUUUCUGUUAUUUUAGAUUUCGCAAAAAAAAUACAGAGUAUCAAGACAAAUCAACAGUACUAGUCGACAUAAUUCUAUAAAAAUAGUCCUUUUGAACAGGUAGAUAUAAGCACCAGACAUUUUCAAAAAAAUCUGCUAUUCCAAUAACAUUCGACAAAAAAGGAACAGAAAAAAAUCGUUCAUUUUCAUGUGAUCUUGUUUUAAUCGUUCGUAAAACCCAUGAAUUAGUUGAAAUUACAUACAAUAUGUUUGUAAUAGUAAUUUGAGCUUUUGAAAUCAUGACAUCAUUUUUUUUUAUUAUCAAUGCCCGCUCAUUAUUAUUAUAAAAAAAAUCAUGAAUCAUUAGGAAUGCGAAAUCAGAGGAAAAUGUUGGAGCUGGAUUCUAAUUCAACCCACCGUUUUGAAAUCGUCAGGCAGCAAACGAACACAUUCAAACAGCAGGUAAAACAAGUUUUCAGUGUAGAUCACACCAAAUUCGUGCCCUUUUUAAGCCACGUCAAAUUAGCUACCUGCAGUUCUUGAUCAAACAUUUCCUGAGUCCUUUCCAGGCUUUCUACGGCAGUCGUACGAACUGAGUCACGUGGAAUGUAGUUGUUUUUGUCGAAAGUAUUUUCUUCGCAGUAAAAUCAUUUCCAUCGGGUAUCAAGUUUGCGAGAAAUUGAUGUUUGCUGGGAAAUAAUUGCUACGUGCCUCCAACGAAAGUGUCUGUCCGGGGGAUCGACAGCACUUAACGAAGGUGAACCGGAGGUCAAGCAAGUCAAAUCAGUGGUUGGAUUUCAGCGAAAGGGCGUAAACGGAAGAUGUGUUGAUUAGCGUUUUCAUUGUUUUCGCGGCGUUUGCGAGUGAUUUGAUGGUGUAAAUCGUCGCGAUUACGGUGUAUUUCCAUGAAAUGGUGCUAGUGAAAACGUUUUUUGUUGUUUUGAACAUUGCUAGUGAUAGGACUUGUUGUUGAAACUGAAACGCCGUUAGGAAGAAUUCAAAAUAAACGUGCAAGUUGGCCCUUUUGGAAAGUAAACUCGUCGUUAUUUUACGUAACCAAAUCGAUGGAUGCAUGACGUCACGAUCUGUCAAAGUUUGUUCCACGGCCUAAUUUUUUCCUUUAUUCCGCGAUGAGUUUGUCGUAAAAAGAUUUUCAAGCCGAAAUAUCGAGAAAACAAUCGCAAAUAGUGAUCAAAGUGUGUGGAAACUGCUUUGCUGCCGAGAAAACAUCGGUGCAGCUAGAAGGACAGCGGAAAAUAGCUGGAUACCACGUCUGGCUGUGCUGACAUUUAGAUAACCUAUAUUUCAUCCGAUUUUUAUUUUCUCCUCGAACUGCACUUAUGGUGCGUGUACAAUUGGAAGAGCUAUAAUUGAUUCAAUGCGAUGUGGAAAAUUUACGUAGACAUGCACUCGGUUGAGCAUUAAAAGCGAAACGCGGCCAAUUAUGUUUCAUCUGGUGUGACGUCAAGUUCUCCGAAACAAAAUAAAAAAAGAAUGCAGAGUGGAGGAGGCCCAUUGCAAUCGGGUCCGCCCGUAAUGCGAGGACUAGCAUCGGGAACACCUACUUCUUCACAGCAGCAGCCCGAUAUGCAAAAGAUGCAGUCGCAACCUCCAUUGAUGAAUCAACAGUAUCAGCAGCAGCAGAAUAUGUUUCGAAGCGCUGGUACGAAUCAAGCAACUCGGCCGACACGUCCAAUAAUGUCAACCUUCCAUGGUCCGAUUUAUGCGCCAGUGUUUCAAGUGCCGUAUAAUCCACGGAUACCAGGCCAAUGGGCAAAUUACGGUUCGAUGCCCUAUCCGCAUCAGUUCUAUGUCCAGCAGCACAUAAUCUCUGGUCAGCAUCAACAGAAUCGACGGAAUCCGGCUGGUGAAAACAAUUUAGUUAAUGUAAAUAGCAACUAUUCGGCUGCACCUUCGAACGGAGGCACUAAUCUUAAUCCGCUAACGCCUAUUCCGCAGAUGCCGCAGGUUCAGUUGACACAACCACAGCCGAAUCAAUCUACGAUGGCAGUAUCACACGAUCUGCUCGUGAUGCAGCAAAUGCAUCAGCAGCAGCAGCAGCAACCACAACAAACACCCCAACAGGUGACCGGUGCUGGCCAAACGCCAAUAGAUCAACAUCAGCCGAACUCUGCUCAAGUUAACGUUGGAACACCGCAGCCUCCGCACGCGAUGAUGCAGCAAUUACAACUAGCUCCUCAUUUGACGGCUGGCAACACAGCUCCAGCUGCCAAAGUUAACAAAAAGAAGCAACGUGGUUCGCGAGCAAUUCCAAUCAUUCAUCCCGAUACUAACGAGGAUGUUUUGGAUAAAAUUUACAAUGAUUCGACACCCGCGGCAGCAGCAUCCACAUCGACAGUGUCGUCCUCAACAACGGGUCCACCACAGCCAAUAGCCACGGCACCAUCGUAUAAUACUAUUCCCCCGAAUGUACCCCAAAUUCCACUAAAUGCAGCCGUCGAGCCAGACUAUGAUAGCUACACGCCUCAUCCUCACCAGGGAACACCAGAGCUAGCUGGUCCCGCCGGAAUGGGACUGUUACAUCAUCAGCCUCCACCACAUUUACAUCAUCCACCUCCACCGGUCAAUCAUCCGCCUCCACAUGUUCACCCGGCACAUCCGGCUGCACAUCCGGCCGCUGGCCAAGGUCCUAUGCUAAUCACCCACGAGAUGGGAAGACCACAGUCUGUAAAUUCACAAGCGCAUGAACUUCAAUUUGGUCCAAUCAAAAUAGUAAACCCGCCACCGCAUCUUCCACAUCAUUCGGUAGCAAGCGUAGCCGCAGCGGAAAUGACCGCUGGCGGAACACCCGUCGUUUCGGCAAUCGUAGAUGCACCUUCGGUGGAAAUUAAACCUUUCCAGAAAAAGAAAAAACCCAUUAGUGAGGUCGUAAUCCAGCAGCCUCCUCCUCUACAACAGCCGCAACCACAGCAUUCAAUCGAGAUGCAUCCAUCAAAAUCGCUUCCACCCAAUAAUAGUUCACAACAGCAACAGCAGCAGCAACAUCUUCAGCACAAUGCUUGCAUCGGUAUGAACGAAUCCAUUCAAAUCCCAUGUGCUGGACCGGUACGGUAUCGUACAAUCUCGGAGAAAUCGAUUGCAGAAUCAACCCUCUCAACGGACGCGGAGCCGUUCGUCUACACUGGCCCUAGCAGUUGCACUAUUCAGCAACCAAUUCCGCCACGUGUUGAAGAAAUUCCGCAACCAGCCAAUAUUGUCCCAGAAGUGGUGGUACCUUUCGUACCAAUAAUGGCAGCAGCCACGGUCGCUGUUGAACAGCAAUUGCAACAGCCGCAACCACAGCAGCAGCACCAAUUUCCCCAAGAGACUGUUCCACUCAAACGAGAAGUGGACGAGCCGCCACCGAUGGCUAAGAGUAGCAACAAAAACAUAGAUACAUUGAUAGCGAGCGUGGAGAAACUUAGUGUAGAAGAUAAUAAUAACAGCAGCAACAAUAAUAACGCCAGUUCGAAUCAGACCGGCUCUAGUAACAACAACAACAACAACAACAACAACAGUAAAAAACAGAAGCAAAACAAAAAGCGUAUAAUAGAUGAUACCAUUGCUAGUGAAACUAGCAAGAACACCGGCAGCAGCAUGGCUUCUGCCCCAAUAGUGGAACAGCAACCGAUAGUUGCGGCAGUCGAUGAAACGGAUAGAUCUGUUGUUUCGACCGAAACACCUCAACAACAUCAAGAAAAACAACAGUUGUCAUCGUCAUCGUCGUCGUUGAUUAGUAAUUUAGUGGAGCAUAAUACUAAUAAGUUAGAUAAUGAUAAUAUAAUUAAUAAUAAUAAUAAUGUGGAUUGCACCAGUACUACGAAUACAGCUACCGAUAAUACGACAGAGCAAAUUAACCCAUCGCCACUGAUGAUGGAGAAUGAUACGCAACAGAAACCAUCGCUAGACUCUCGGCAACACACUCCCGAGAAGCUGGACAUUGAGAAUAAUGUGCAGCAUGCCGAAUUCGUCGACGAUAAUAAGAAUGUGGUUGGUGUUGGUGAAACCACCGGAAGCACACCGGAAGUGGUUACGAAGCCAGAGAUCUCGCCACCAAAAGAAAGCACAACCACAGCAAACGAAUCAAGUGUGGUAGCAACAGCAGCAGCGGUCCCAGCAGCAGCCGCACCGGUGGCGACCGACGUCGGAAAUGCUAAAUUGAAUCCAGCAAUUCCUGCCAAAAAAUCCCGUUCAAUCACACUGAUCGAGUACGAUCCGGAUCAGUGGAGUCCGGACAAUCCAUCCGGCAAGAAGAAGUAUUCCCGCGAUCAGUUGAUGCAGCUGAAGAACACGGCGACCGCACGCGAGAAGCCUGCCAAUCUGCCCAACAGUCUGGAGAAUGUGCUGAUCCGAAGCAAUCAUGGCGGCGGAAACCAUUCGAUGGGUGGUGGAGGUGGCGGAGGUCAAAUGCGGUCAAAUUACGCCGAAAUAUCGCUGCUGCCGACGUUUAUGAAGGAUCGAAUGGGUGGUGGCGGUGGUGGCGGGGGCAUGAUGGGCCAAAUGAGACAACCAUACACGACAAAGCGCUCGUCGCAACAGGGAAACAGUGGCGGCCAAUCGGGUCCCCAAUCGAAUAAACAAUCGCAGCAAAGCAUGAGCAAAACGGGCUCCAAAAUAAUCCGCCUCCAGCUGGACGAGGAGGUAAAGCUGAAUGAAUGCGCCAAUGCGUGGCGCCCGAGACAUCUGCAGUCCAACGACAAUCUGGAGGAGUCGGAACGAGUUACACAGGAGCUGUACAAGAAGUUCCGUUCGAUUCUCAACAAGUUGACGCCGGAAAACUUCGACAAGUUGGUUCAACAGGUCAAAUCCUACGUCAUCGAUACCGACGAGCGGUUAAGUGGUUGCAUUCGGCUUGUCUUCGAGAAGGCAAUUUCGGAGCCCAAUUUCUCCGAAGCGUACUCCAAAAUGUGCAAAGAGAUUGGCACUAUUGCCAUCCAGGAGAACAAGGAGAAGCGGAUGAGCUUCAAGGGUUGUCUGCUGAGUCAGUGUCAGCAUGAGUUUGAGAAGCGCCGGAACGACCAGACGAGCGCCAGUCGGGAAUUGCGCGUCCGACUCGAAGCGAGUAAGGGUUUACCAAAGGAGGAAUACGAAGAGCUGAAGGCACAGCUUGAGGAGGACGAGCUGAAGGUGCGACGACGAGCCGUCGGUACGGUUCGCUUCAUCGGAGAGCUGUUCAAACAUGGUCAGCUGACGACCAAGAUUAUGAACAGUUGUAUCCUGUUACUGAUCGAGAAAGAUGAUCGAGAUUACGACGAAGAGACGCUCGAGUGUCUGUGCAAACUGCUCACCACAGUUGGUUCCAAGAUGGAGCAGGAGAGUAAAAUAGAUUUGGGAACCUAUUUCGACAAGAUGUCGGAGAUUGUUAAACAUAGAGACCAGUACCGAAUCAGCAGUCGCAUCCGGUUUAUGAUCCAGGAUGUGAUCGAUUUGCGCCGAAAUGGGUGGCAACCCCGUCGUCAGGAGCUGAAUCCAAAGACGAUGAAUCAAAUCGUGAAGGAAGCGGAGACGGAACAGUUGCAGAUAAGCAUGAACUAUAUUCCACGCGGAAAGGACAGUGGAUACUCGAGUGAUAUGGGACGUGGUAAUCGGGGCAAUAUGCAAGGAGGCGGUUCGAAGAUGUCCGGAUCGAUGGGUUCCGGUUACAAUCAGGGUACGCUCGGUCGCGGCGGUAACCAAGGUUCGAUGAAAGGUGGUCGAAUGCAAACCGAUGACGAUGGAUUCCAGCAAAUCUCCAACAAUCGCAACAAUCGUGCGCCACCGAUCGAUCCGAAGAAGAUAACCAUUCCGGUCAAUUUAGAUGUUACUACCAAACUCGGAUCGGCAUCCAGCUAUCAGGGCUGGAAGAACAAUAGCAACAUGUUUGCGGCACUCAACAACGAAGAGUCCAACCAGGGUGGCGGUGGAGGAAGCAUGAUGGAUCGUGAUGGCGAUCGAGAUCGCGACCGAAGUGGAAGUCAUCGGGAUCGUGAUCGUAAUCAGCGGGAUCGAGACCGAAGUGGAAGCCACAACAAAAACUCGGGCAGCAGGGAUUCCUAUCACCAUAAGGGCUCGAUGGAACGAGAUCGGUAUAACCGAUAUGGUGGCAGCAGCAGUCAGAGUGACGACCGUAUGUCAAGGUCCUCACGGGAACCAUCAUCGGGCAGUGGAAUGAGACCGAUGAGUAGUCAGCACAGUAAUAGCCAAAUGCUCGACAGAGACCGAGAUCGUAACAUGGGCAAAAUGUCCUCUCAACAAACACUACCUAGCCGAUCGUCGCAACAGCGACAUAUUCCCCCAUCAAUGUCGGGACGAAUGGGUCCUCCGUCUGGUGACGGUAUGACUAUUUCCAGAUCCAGCUCAGAACUCUACCAACAACAACAACAACAACAACAACAACAGCAGCAGCAGCAGCAGCAGCAACAACAGCAACAGCAGCCGCCGCCACAGCAAUCACAACUACCAUUGCCUGUUUCCACGAAGGAUGCAUCGAGACGAAACUUCGAAGUGCCGGAUAGUGCCGCUGAGGAGGCACUGAUGAAGUUCUCCAAACUGGUCAACGUGGAGAUGGAUGAUUCCGACUAUGGGCCCUGCAUCGAAACGCUGGAACAAACGAUCAAACGGGAACAUUUUCACGCGGCUAUUUACCAACUGUUCAAUGACAACAUCGAACGCGAUGCGAAAUCGAGGGAAAUUGUCGCCCGAGUGCACGCGCUGAUGUUCGAGAAAGGGGUCAUCACCAAGGCCGACUAUCUGCAUGCGCUGGAGGAGAUUUUCAAGUCAGCGGAAGAUUUAAUCAUCGAUCUACCUCAGCUGUACAAAUACCUUGCCACGUUCUACGUGCCGCUGCUCUACAAACAGUACAUUACCCUGGCCGACAUCCUGAACGUUGCGCAGGUAGUCAUCAACCAAUAUGGUGCUGUUCUGCUCAAAGAGCUGCUGCUACAGUACGAGAGUCUGUACGGAAGAGAUGCCACCGUUUUGCUGUGGUACGACGAUUCGUCCCCAAAGUUCAACGAUUUCAUAAAGCUAGGUAGCAACGAAAAGGUGGAAAAAUAUUUGAACGAUGCCAAGCUGGGGUAUCUGCUGGACAGACGGGAACUGAACAUGCAGACGGUCGGUGCGCAAAUCAAACAUUUCCUCGAGAGCAACGCAAAGUUUGUGGACAUCUUCAGUUGGAUUGCGCAAUACGUUGGUCGAGAGCAGGAAUCUUCCAAUGAGUUCAUCCGAACGCUUACGCGGGCGGUGAUAGAACACAGUAUAGACAGCAAGAAGAAACUAAUUGUGGCCGAAUUCCAGAAGCGUCAUCAGCUGUUGGCCAAGUAUAUCGAUAACAAGCCUGAGCGGGAACUGCAGGCUAUGUACGCUAUCCAGCGGAUAGUGGUAGAACUAGAACAUCCGCAGAAUCUGUUGACCGCGAUUCUGGAACAGCUGUUCGAUAACGAUGUGAUAAUGGAGGGUAUCCGACUCUGGAAGGAAUCCUCCGAUCCGCACGAAGCGGCUGGCAAGGGAGUGUGUCUCAAAGGAAUUACGCAGUUCAUGACCAUGUAUAUGGAGAGUCUGAGCGAUGAUGAGAAUACUACUGAAGAUGCUUUUUUUUAAAUCGCGUACACAUUUUGACUAUAUUGGAAGCAUUAUAAUGAUUAUACUACUAAUAAACAAUUGAUAAAAAAUAUGAAUAAAUCUAACGUUAAGAUCAACAUUUAUUUACAUAUAUAUUUAUAAACUAUCAAAUAAAGUAUCUGGUGAACCACAAACAAAGCGUUGU